AUGGAUUUUAUUAUUAUUAUUAUUAUUAUUAUUAUUAUUAUUAUUAUUAUUAUUAUAAACAAUAUUUGCUUUGAAAAAGGAGAUUUAGUUCCCUUUCGUAAAUCACCCUUGCACGACCAAGCUGCUCCGCAUGCCACCCCCCACCCCAACCACCGAUUGGCAUCCUCACGCGGCCGCGCUCGCCCCCAGGUGGAGGAGGACUGGAAGUACGCUGUUCCUCUGGCUGUUCACCCUCAAUCAAUCCUGCCAGGCGCCGUCCGCUGUAAACCGAACCAACGCAGCCACGACAUCAAGUAA
Gryllus bimaculatus (two-spotted cricket) is the source of this 297-nucleotide messenger RNA. NCBI's taxonomy places the organism in Eukaryota, Metazoa, Arthropoda, Insecta, Orthoptera, Gryllidae. The record is from the annotation of a GenBank genome assembly.